UAACUCACCUACUAACAAAACCUGUUAAAUUAACUAUAGCUCCACACGCCGCCGGUUGAAACCUCCAUAGCUCCUCAGCGCCGCCUGACACGCCGGAAUCUUACAUCAUCUCCACCGUGAUUCCACCUUAAACAGCCCAUUUCAUUUCCUGAGACAAUAGAACAAACACUGCAGAGCGCAAACAUUUUCCCGCCAAAGCCCAUUCCUCUUUUCCAAAAUACAUAACAGCAUAUAAGUUCCAACCACAAACAAGCAAUUUUGUGCUAAGGCGACAUAAAUCUUCUCAGCAAAUUCAUCCCGAACAGUGCUCGCAAAUUCCUCAAUCAAUAUGCUUAGUGCGUUCUAACCCUUCUUUUUGAAUAAUUCUUGUAAUUAAGCAUAUCUCCUUUGUGGAGUAUCUGAACAGUAAACUGGGUUUUUUUUGCCCUCUAUAGUAUCAAGAAAGCCUCAAUUUUUUGUUCUUUUUUAUCAGAAGAUGAUGAAACUUGUCAAAGCUAGCACCUUUAUCCAUGCUAUUCGCUCCUAUAAAAGAUUUUGUCACUUUGAAUCCAAAUCCCUUUUGGGUUUUGGUUCUUUAGGCUCAUCAGUUAGAACCAAUGUUGGGAUUUUCUGGGAUUUGGAUAACAAACCACCUAAGUCAUUCCCACCAUUUGAAGCUGCCACAAAGCUAAAAAAUGCAGCUGGGGAAUUUGGGGUUGUGAGAUAUACAGUAGCUUAUGCUAAUCGACACGCGUUUAGUUAUGUUCCUCCUUUAGUUAGGCAGCAAAGGAAAGAGAGGAAAACAUUGAAUUCUUUGGAAAAAAGUGGGGUUGUAAAGGUAGAGGAACCUUAUUUUUGUAGAGUGUGCGGGAGGAGAUUUUAUACUAAUGAGAAGCUUGUGAAUCAUUUUAAGCAAAUUCACGAGCGCGAGCAUACGAAAAGGUUGAAUCAGAUAGAGUCUGCUAGAGGAAAAAUGAGGAUAAAGUUGGUGGCUAAGUAUGCAAUGAAAAUGGAUAAGUAUAAGAAUGCUGUUAGGGAUGUUUUGACUCCGAAAGUCGGGUAUGGUUUGGCGGAUGAGUUAAAACGAGCAGGCUUUUGGGUUAGGACUGUUUCGGAUAAGCCACAAGCUGCUGAUGUUGCAUUGAGGAAUCAUUUGGUUGAUGUGAUGGAUAAGAGGAUGGUGGAGUGUGUGGUUCUUGUGUCUGAUGAUUCGGAUUUCGUGGAAGUCUUGAAGGAGGCGAGGUUGAGGUGUUUGAAGACAGUAGUUGUUGGUGAUUGCAAUGACGGUGCUCUUAAGAGAACAGCAGAUGCUGCUUUCUCGUGGCAAGAGAUCAUGAUGGGAAAGGCCAAGAAAGAAGCUGUCUCUGUUGUUGGCCGGUGGAAAGACCGAGAUGUUCUGAAAAGAUUGGAGUGGACUUAUGAUCCAGAGGCAGAGAAAAAGCAGUAUUACUCCGAAGUUGAGAGCGAUGAUUCUGAUGGACUCUUUUCAGGGGAAGAUGAUAACAAGGAUGUUGGUGCUUCCAUCUCUAAGGAAGAUGCUCGUGCAUGGUGGGAGUUGGACUCUCGUUCAGGACAUGAUUGAUGCAGCAAUUGAUUGUUGGCUUCAGCUUCAUUCUUAUAAAAAGGAGAGAUGAACUGGUGAUUCCACUAUAGAUCCCAUCCUAUGAAGGAUUUCGUAACGUUGAGGAGAUGGACAGAGAUGAUGGAUUACCUUUUUCAAAUAACUUUGCUGCCAAUUGUACAUACUGAGGUUUGGUAUGCUAUAAUCCAGUGGAGAGACUCGGAGAUUGAGGUUAAUCUCAGAGGCAAACAGAAGGGUCUAAAUUAAUGACAAUGUCUUCACAAUAGCUACCUGUGUAUGUGGAGAAGAAACUGAAUACUCUUAAGGAGUAAUUUUCUGUGGGAAGGCAUGGCAGAGAAGAGGAAGCUACAUUUGGUAAAAAGGCAAAAGGUAAUGAUUGACAGAAAGGGUGGUGGCAUGGGGGUUAGAAAUUUGAGAUUACAUAAUAAGAGCUUAUUGCUCAAAUGGCUAAGGAAAUAUAAUGAUGGGAGUGACAAAACCUGGAAAAAUCUGAUAAAUGCAAAAUAUGUGAGGAAAGGCUCACGGUGCCCCCCUGUGGCUCAAAAUUCUUCAAGAGGUAGUAUCUGGACUAAUAUGAGUAAGUUGUGGAAUGAAUUUCAACAACACACUAAAUUGAAACUUGGUUACGGGGCCAAGAUAAAGUUUUGGUCGGAACUUUGGGUGGGGGAGGAAAGUUUGAAAAACAGAUUCCCAACUCUUUACAAUUGUUCCUUUAAUAGAGAAGGUUGUGUCUCUGAAUUUUACUUUCCUGAUGGGCGGCAAUUGAAUUUUAGAAGGGAUUUUAAUGAUUGGGAGGUGGUGGAAGUUGGGCAACUAUUACAAGUACUGAGUACAGCAGUGGUUGUAGAAAAUAAGGAGGACACUAUGGUAUGGACAGCAAGCAAUGAUUUGAAAUUCUCUGUUAAAAGUUGCUAUAGCAUUCUACAAAAGCAAUCAGAAUAUUGUGACCCAACUGGCCAUGGAAGAUGUUAUGGAGAUCCAAAGCACCUAGCAAGGUGGCUUGUUUUGGGUGAAUUUUCAUAAGAAAAGCAUGCCUAACCCAAGAUAAUCUACAGAGGAGGGGUUUCAUGUUAAGUAACAAAUGCUAUCUUUGUGAAGAGGAACUAGAAACAGUUAAUCACCUGUUAUUCAUUGUAGAGUUGCUAAGCAGUGUUGGGAGCUCUUCCUGAAUCUAUGUGGUGUAAUUUGGGUAAUGCCCUCAGAUGUCAGGUGCUACUGGAUAGUUUGAACGAUCAGAAGAUAGCAAGAACCCAGAAAAUGUUUUGGAGGACCAUCCCUUUGUGUAUUUUCUGGACCAUUUGGAGUGAGAGGAACAAUGCUUGCUUUGAGAAUAAGAAGAAUCAUAUCUCCGGAGUCAAGAACCUUUGCCUUCACAGUCUUUUUUUUGGUGUGAGAAAAGUUUGCUUCGCAAUAUGGAUCAGUAUUUGGAUUUCUUGAAUUCAUUUGAGAAUUAUGUAGCUUGAAAUUGGUGUAGGGGUUGUAUGUUUCUUUGUACUUUUUAUAUACCAGCUUGGUACUUUUAUUAAUAAAUUUUUUUACCUUAUCAAGAAAAAAGAAGUCCACACAUCAUAUCUAGCUUCUCCCUUAAAAUUCUCUGCAGUUCUUACCACUCUGCCUUUUCUGCUGUAUUCAUAACAUGGAUUUUCAUCUCUCGGCUAAGUCCUCUCCUUUUGGCGGCUUGAAAUUCCCGGAACAAAAGGGGUGCAAAAGAAUUGAUGACAGAGUGACAGCUCCAGCAAUUAUGCAAUGUAAUGAAGGAAAAGAGAAAAUUAGCCUUGUGCCUAAUAACCUCUAGAACUUUCAUGAAUUAGGUCAGAGGAGUAAAAAUAUACUACCGUGUCUUCUUACCUUAGUACUUCUCAGCUUUUAAGUCUUUUGCUAAAACUUUUUUGUGCUCUUUUUUUUUUUAAAAUAAGAGUAAAAUUUUGUAACAGAUUACGAGGUAUGAUUGCUGGCUCAGAUUUCAAAAUUGAGAAAACUGUCAUCUAAGUUCUGUUGUAGUGUUAAAACAUGACAUUGGCAUCUGGUAUUGCUGAUAAAUUUAUCUAUACUGUGGUCUGAUGUAGGAUCCCUGUCUCAACUGGUAUUGUCAGUAGUGCUUCAUUGAUGGUUCAAAGUAGAUGAACUUCUGCAGCAUUAUGAUUUAUAACUGUUACUUCUCGCUCAGUUAAAUAAAGCGAUCAUUGUCAACUUACUUGUUCUUUCUUAAGAAGAAUGUUGGCCUGAACUAAGACAUCAGAAGAAGCCCAAGUCCACCUGAGUCGCAGAUAGAAUGUAGAAGAAACCUCUAUCUUUACAAUUUUUAACUCGAUAUAAAGGAAAAAAAAUGCAAGAAAUGGAAUACUUGAACCUGACAUCAAAAAGCGAAGUAUUUCCCCUCUGUUUUUAUAAGUUUUAACUGCGUAUGCGAUACUAGAAAAGAUCUUUUGAAUUUUCUUGGAUUGGCCUUUCAUAGAGUUCUUAAAAUUUGUAAGCAUUCAAACUCAGUCAGUCUUGCAUUUGUAUUGGUAUGGUUUCUGUUUGUAAUAGCCAUGAACUUUUAGCAUAUAGUAAUAUAUUUUGGUAUCUUGAGAAGUGUGUGUGACUGAAGAUAACAACAAGUAUACUGCUGGUCAAGGCAUGUAAUACUGUGAAGCUGGUGCAAUGUUUCUCCUAAGAGUAGUUCCCAUACCCAAAGUAAAGCAUCCAGUUUACAGUGCCUAUGCCUUGUGGUUCACUAUCUGUUCCUUUAUAAUCGUUUAGUGUGUUUUGUCGUGGAUGUUGGAUUUCAUGAGUUGAUAGCAUGUAAGGAAAGAACCUAAGCUAUUGAAAAAACUAAACUAAGUGGACAGGCAUCUAAAAUAGUAGCCGCCAUUUGUAACCAUUUUUUGUAUGGUGUUAUUGUUAUAAACACUAUCAAGAGGGGUUGCUCUGAUGGUA
This is a messenger RNA of Nicotiana tabacum (common tobacco), 4480 nucleotides long. RefSeq lists its product as uncharacterized. The record is from RefSeq and is a predicted model, not a curated record. Gene Ontology annotation, molecular function: RNA nuclease activity. NCBI's taxonomy places the organism in Eukaryota, Viridiplantae, Streptophyta, Magnoliopsida, Solanales, Solanaceae.